AUGCCUUCCACACUCCCGCCCUGGUCCAUCUCAGAGGACGACCCUCUUGCCGAAUCUGGCGAGGACACCGUGGCCACGCCACUGACCGUGCGCCCACCCCUGUCCCCGCCAUUGCCAGAAUGGUCUGCAGAGGAAGCACUCGCCGUCCGCACGCUCUCUCCCACCGCUCUUCAGACCUGGGCAUCACUUGAAAUGGAUCACCACCAGAGGUACAUCCAGAAAUUGCGCGCCGUUUACAACAACGCCGCGCUCAUUCACCGACGCCUCCCGCCGGAGGUUCUCAUGGAGAUCUUUGCCCGGAUACGCCCUCAAUCUCGCCACGCUAUCCACGUCCUGCACGUGUGCAGGACCUGGCGCAGCCUCGUGCUCCGCACCGCUGAGUUCUGGGUCGGGAUGCUCGCUCUUCCUUCCGGCCUCUGUGACCCCACUGGCCCCCAAGCAUCUCGCACCAAUGCUCGCUUCCUCGCUGGCUUUCUGGACCUUUCUUCCUCCAGGCCCAUCACGUUCGACAUCCAGGACUUCUCCUUCUACAUGGCCGAUAUACUCGCCCCCCACUGCCACCGUCUCAGGCGCCUCCACCUCAAAGUGUCGUCGGAGCAUGCAGAGCGCUUCUUCCACAUGCUCAGCUUCGGCAUGCCCCAGCUCCGCCACCUCACCAUCCACCACAACUCCGCACCCCAUCGCUCACGCCCCGAACUUGCGCGCCUACUGCAACUCAUCGACCUCCAGAUACCAUUUGCCUUCACGUCCAUCUUCCUCCCACUAUCCAGUCUCUGCACGCUCAAACUUGGUGGAUGCAAAUGCGACGGGUGCAACGGCUUCGAACCGGGCCUCAUGCUCGACGGCGUGCUCUCUUUCCUCCGCCAAUGCCCCCGCCUCCACGUCCUCCACUUCCUCGGAAAGAGCAUCCGCCGGAGACAGCCCCCAUCCCCGGUCUCCACCGAGCUCGUCGAGCUCGCGGACCUCAAAAACCUCCUCUUCGACCACACGAUCGUCGAGUGGGUGUCCGACGUGCUCGCCAAGCUCGUCCUCCCCCUCAGCACCGUCAUCCGGCUCGAGGUCAGCCCGGAGGGCGACGGCGGGAUGUACCUCCCCGCCGCGCUCCGCACGCUCCCCGCGCGCGCGACGUACGACCACGUCGACUUCGACUUCCACAUGGACGACGCGCACUUCGUCUCCAAGGUCCGCUGCAAAUCCGCGCGCCAGCUCCGGCUGAGCGUGAUCCCGCGCGACGCCCGCGCGGAGCCCGCGGUGCGCGCCGCGCGCGCCGCCGCCGUCUUCGCCGCCUUCGCGAGCCCCGCCGUCGCCGCGCUCGAGCUCUACGUCUCCAACUCCCGCAUCCACGCCGCGCACGCGAUGGGCCCCGCCACGCUCCGCGCGAUGCUCCUCGGCUUCCCCGCCGUCGCCCGCCUCUGCGUCUGGCGCGCCGGCGUCCGCGACCUCCCCGCCGUCCUCCUCCUCCCGGACCCGGCGGCGCGCGAGCGCGACGGCGACGCCGCCGCCGCCGCCGCCGUGCCGGAGGUCGUCCCGCGCCUCCGCCACCUCGUCGUCCGCUGGCGCCCGCCGCGGCGGUCGCGCGAGGACGAGGUCGUCGCGGUCGUGCAGGAGCUCCGGAACGCGCUCGCGUGGCGCCGGUCGGUCGGCUGCGGGCUCGAGUCGCUCGAGCUCGAGCUCCGGCGGCUGAAGAAGAUGGAGCGGGUGCCGGACCUGGAGGAGUUCCGGCUCGAGCUCGAGCAGGUGUGGCUCCAGGGCGCGGCGACGCACGUCACGGUGAGCACGUACCUCGAGGACUGGCCGAGCACGGCGCGCACGGGCGAGGGGGCGCGAGGGACCCUCGCUGCGCGAGAAUUCCAAGCUGGUCUCCGUGUCAACUUGUGUUUGACCCUCGAGUUCAGCAUGCGACCUGGGCGAGGACGCCAGGGCGUCGGGCCGAUCGAGUGCCCAACGAAGGGUUCCGACCCUCUCCCGCCGCGCGCGAUCCCGAACCCGAAGCACCCGGCCCGAAGGCCCUCGCUCCCGCCGCGCGGGCGCGGACUCAAUGAGCCCAAGGCUCCUCUCCUCGGUGCUCGGCUGCGCAGGAACGAACUCGCGACGCAGACCGCGGUGCCUGCCUCGCCCAAGUCACCACUCUUCCGGGCGCCGGCCCCCGGGCCCCAUCGUCGAUCGACGCGCGCGUUCGACGUUCCCAAGCUCCACUGGAACGCCCCGGCCCUGAGGCCUGAGGCCUGA
Epithele typhae is the source of this 2229-nucleotide messenger RNA. RefSeq lists its product as uncharacterized. The record is from RefSeq and is a predicted model, not a curated record. The transcript is spliced from 5 exons. Gene Ontology annotation, molecular function: protein binding. Bases 1 to 2229 code for a protein of 742 amino acids. NCBI's taxonomy places the organism in Eukaryota, Fungi, Basidiomycota, Agaricomycetes, Polyporales, Epitheliaceae.